AUGGCGUUAAGCUCAAAUCCAUUAAAUGCCACUAUAUUAUCAUCAUUAUUUUUAAAAGUUCCAAUAUUUGCAUAUAUCAUUGGAUUUUUUCAAGAUUUUGUUUUUUCAAUUUUAAAAACAGGUCCAAUUCCAAGACAUGUUGCAUUUGUUAUGGAUGGUAAUAGAACAUAUGCAAAGAAUCAUAGAUUACCAUUAAAAGAAGGUCAUUUUGCUGGCGCCAAUUCAUUAGUUAAAGUAGGUUUUACCUAUUAAAUUUAAAUACUCUUUAAUACUAACCGCUAUAGAUUCUUGAAAUUUGUUACAAGUCUGGUAUUAGUCAAGUUACAAUUUAUGCUUUCUCAUUAGAAAAUUUUAAUAGAUCAAAAGAUGAAGUGGAUAUAUUAUUUGGAUUAUUAAGAGAUAAAUUAAAAUUAUUGGCUGAAAAUGAAGAUUCAUAUACUAGAUUUAAUAAAAUUAGAAUCAAAAUUAUCGGUAAUAAAUCAUUUAUUCCACCAGAUAUUCUUAAAGAUUUAGAACAUGUUGAACAAAUUACUCAAGAUAAAGCAAGUAAAAAAACUUUGAAUGUUUGUUUUCCAUAUACUGCAAGAGAUGAAAUCACUUAUGCAAUUAAAUCAAUAGCUGAGAAAAGAAUUAAUGGUGAAAUUUUAAAACGUGAUGAUAUCAAUUUAAAAACAAUUGAAAACAAUUUUUAUUUCGGUGAUGAUGUACCACCAUUAGAUAUUUUAGUUAGAACUAGUGGACAUACUAGAUUAAGUGAUUUUUUAUUGUGGCAAUGUAAUACAAAUUGUACAAUUGAAUUUCCUGAUACAUUAUGGCCAGAAUUUGGAUUUAUUAGUAUGGUUUCAAUUUUAUUUAAAUGGAGUUAUUAUACAACAUUAAGAAUUGAAGAAGAAAUAAUGGAUGGUAAAAAUUUAGAAGCUGCUCAACAAACUCAAUCACCUGUUUUAUUAAGAGAUCUACCACAACCACCACCUGCAACAUCAGUUUCCAAAAAGAAAUGA
Molecule: messenger RNA, 1001 nt
Organism: Insectozyma verbasci
Lineage: Eukaryota; Fungi; Ascomycota; Pichiomycetes; Serinales; Debaryomycetaceae
Source: the annotation of a GenBank genome assembly